AUGGACGUCGACGGCGAGACGGUGGAUCGGGAGAGAUACGACGAGAAGCGCGAGAUCUCGGUGUUCGCGGCCGAGGACGCCGCGGACGAGCUGAUCGCCGGACGCGCGCGACGGGACGGUGAGGUGUUCAUCGGAUCGAUCUCUCUGGAGGCGACGGAGGAUGCGGUGCGACGGGCGCUGAAGGCGUGCGGGGCGGAGACGGGGGCGGUUGGAUUUGAGAUGAUGACGGAUCGCGCGACUGGGAAGCACCGAGGAUACGCGUUCGCGCGAUACGGUGACCCGGAGAGCGCGGCGAAGGCGAUCGAGACGAUCGAGAGCGCGAGGGUGGAGAUUGGUGGACAGAAGAUCAGGGCGAGCGUGAAGCCGAAUAAGACGCGGGUGUUCGUGGGAGGGAUUCGAAAGGAUGCGACCCGGGCGGAGUGCGUGGAGGCGCUGCGCGCUCGCGGCGCGGGUUUGGAGUUCUUUGAGCUCGCAAGACCGAAGAAGAAGAAGGAAGGCGUGGAGCAGACCGAUGAGAACGGUGGUCACGGAUGGGCGACGUAUUACAACGAAGCUUGCGCCGAGCGUUUCAUGAAGAACAUGCGCGAGGCGGAGGACAAGUUGCCCAUCGCGAAUGAAAGCGAUACCAGAGGCAUGACGACGAGCUGGGCCACCGUCAAAGCGUCGGCCGCUAAGGUUCAGGGGAUCCGUACGCUGCACGUUCGCGACCUGAACUCGACGAACGCGACGGAAGAGGCCAUGCGCGAGUGUUUUGGUCGUUUCGGCGACAUCGAAGACGUUCAGUUGAGAACAGACAGGGAACCGCACUUCGCCUGGGUGACGUUCGCGAACCCGAACGACGCCGAGAAAGCGUUGGGUGAGUGCGAACCCGUCCCGGACGCGCCCGAAGGGAGAAAGGGUGGCUCGUUCAUCUCAAGCGUCGACGGCGCCACUUUGAACAUCGCACCCGCGAAGGGUGGCGGACCCAAACAAAAGGGCGCACCCGAGUCUGGAAGGGGAGGUCCCUCUCGCGGUGGCCGCGAUGACUGGUCCAAGUAUAGAACCGGCGGUAUCGGUGGAAAGUACGGCGGCGGUCUCGCGCCGCGAGGGUCGUGGUCUGGCCGCACGCCGGCGAAUAACACGAUGCCCGUUAUUUUACCCACAGGACAAGUCGCAUACGCAAUGAUGCCGAACCGCGGCGGCGGACGGGGCGGACGCGGUGGCGGUCGACGCGAUAACAGGCAUCGACCGUACUAA
Messenger RNA from Ostreococcus tauri, 1236 nucleotides. Its product is annotated as Nucleotide-binding, alpha-beta plait. Gene Ontology annotation, molecular function: mRNA binding. NCBI's taxonomy places the organism in Eukaryota, Viridiplantae, Chlorophyta, Mamiellophyceae, Mamiellales, Bathycoccaceae. Gene Ontology annotation, cellular component: nucleus. The transcript has a single exon. The record is from RefSeq and is a predicted model, not a curated record. The coding region runs from base 1 to 1236 and encodes 411 amino acids.